Messenger RNA from Pelobates fuscus (common spadefoot toad), 7037 nucleotides. It is a transcript of the gene ZMYM4, whose product is annotated as zinc finger MYM-type containing 4. Bases 163 to 4596 code for a protein of 1477 amino acids. The transcript has 28 exons. Lineage: Eukaryota; Metazoa; Chordata; Amphibia; Anura; Pelobatidae. The record is from RefSeq and is a predicted model, not a curated record. Gene Ontology annotation, molecular function: zinc ion binding.
GGGAAGAUGACGUCACCUACCGGUACGUGCUGAGGGACGGGCCUGAUUUGCGGAGGACCGGAAGGAAACCACCGUUUUACGAGAGUGGGGGAAUUUUUGUGCGUGGGAAAUACACGUGUACUGAAUCUGGUCUCUGCAGCUUAAUGUUUUCAUGAUGGAAGAAUGGAUGCAGACAGUAAUCCUAGUCGAAGACCUUUGAUAAGAGGAAUCCCUUACAAGCUGCAAAGUCCAAAGGUGCCAGAAGAAUCUCUUCUAGAUGAAAACUAUUUUAUGAACUCAGAGGUUCUGGCAGGAAUUCCUGUUGUUGGAAACGAAGAUGAGCAUAAUUACUUGUUGAAGGGCACCACUUCCUCAGCACUGCACUCCCAGCGGAGCAUGGAAGAGGAGAGGACACGCACUGAACACAGCAUAGAAGGAGAGAGAGAAACUAACAUCAGCAACUUUAGGCUGACCGAUAUUCUCCCCCAACUGAGCAAGGACUCCAUGAUUCAAACAAUCAGAAAGGACUUUAACCUGGCGAGGGAGCGUGAAAUUCAGGAGUCUUACUUACCCAAGGAGCAGGUGCGGGAAGGAGUUUUCCAGGACAAUUACUCCAGAGAAACAGAGUCAAGAUUAAAAGGGAGCUUUGGGACCAAGACCGGUCAAAUGGAGGAUUCACCGCGGUCACAGUUGGUGGCGCAGGCCCCUGAUAGCAGUUUCAGGGAGUCUGGUUAUGCUUACAGCAGCAAGUCACCAAUGGGGGAGAGCCUUGGUAACUCUUAUAAUUCUGGUGUCCGGAUAAAGGAGGAACCAAUGGAUGAAGAUUAUGACAGAGCUUUAGCGCCUCCUCCUAGCUUUGUGGAUAAAAUUAAGGAUGAGCCAGAUAACACAGAGGAAUAUUCCCAGCAGCCAAAAACAUCUGAUGGGGAGUUGAAAAUCAGUGCAGUGUUUUCUGUCAGCGGUAGCCCCCUGGCCCCACAACUCUCCAGCGGCUUGCAAGCACCAAUCAGCUCUCCAGCAGCCACAAAGUCCCUCCCUGCAGUCCCUGCUGUCCCCACAACAGCUGUCAGAGUAUCUUGUUCAGGCUGUAAAAAGACUUUGCAGAAAGGACAGACCGCAUACCAGCGGAAAGGGUCUACACAACUAUUCUGUUCCACCCUCUGCCUUACUGGCUACACCGUGCCUCCGCCAAGACCCAUUCAGCCACCUGCGCGGAGGACCUGCUCAAGUUGCUCAAUAUACAUUUCAGAUCCCAAGGAUGUCAUCACAGCCCAGUUUGACAAUCCUAGUGGCAGCAAGGAUUUUUGCAGCCAGUCCUGCCUUUCAGCUUAUGAACUCAAACGGAAACCUAUUGUUACCAUCCAUACAAAUAGCAUUUCCACAAGGUGCAGUGUGUGUCUGAAGAAUGCGGUGAUCCGACAUGAGGUGAACUACCAGAAUGUGGUCCAUAAGCUUUGUAGUGAUACCUGUUUUUCUAAAUUCCGAUCUGCUAAUAACUUAACUAUGAACUGCUGUGAAAAUUGUGGAGGAUACUGCUAUAGUGGCUCAGGUCAAUGCCACCUCUUGAACAUUGAUGGACAAUGCAAGAAGUUCUGCAGUUCUACAUGUGUCACUGGUUUCAAACAGAAAUCCGCUAAGAUCACACCCUGUGCCCUGUGCAAAACGUUCCGUUCUUCAGCAGAAAUGAUAGAGAACACAAACAGCAUGGGCCGCACAGAAUUAUAUUGUUCUGUCAACUGCUUGUCUGCCUAUAGGGUACAGAUGGUCACUUCUUCGGGUGUACAGGUUCAGUGUAACAGCUGCAAGACUCUGGCUGUGCCCCAGUAUCACUUGGCAAUGUCUGAUGGGAGCAUCCGCAAUUUUUGCAGUUACAACUGUGUGGUUUCAUUCCAGAACCUCUUCAACAAGCCAACUGGUAUGAACGCCUCUGUAGUCCCACUGUCCCAGGGCCAAGUUAUCGUGAGUGUAUCAGCAGGAGCAACAACUCAAGCUGGGAACACCACUCCAUCUGUAGUGUCCGCAUCAUCCACCUCCUCAUCGUCAUCUGUUAGCAAUUCUGCAGCUGUUGGCUUACAGAGGUUGGCAGCACAAUCACAAUCCCAGACACCUUCACAACAGCCGCCUCUUCCGCAACAGCAGCAAGGCUCCUUCUCGCGAGCCGCGGUGAAGCUAAGGUGCCAGCAUUGCAAUCGGCAGUAUGCCACCAAACCAGAACUUCUAGAUUUCAAGGGUAAAAUGUACCAGUUUUGUGGAAAAACUUGCUGUGAUGAGUACAAGAAAAUCAACAUGGUUUUGGCGAUGUGCGAGUACUGCAAGAUAGACAAGAUUGUUAAGGAGUCUGUUCGCAUCUCUGGUUUAGACAAGAUGUUUUGCAGUGAAGGUUGCAAGCUUCUUUACAAGCAUGACCUGGCAAAGAAGUGGGGGAACCACUGUAAAAUGUGCAGUUACUGCUACCAAACCUCUCCUAAGCUGGUUCGGAAUCAUUUUGGGGGAAGGUUAGAGGAAUUCUGUGGGGAGGAAUGCAUGUCCAAAUUCACAGUUUUGUUCUACCAGAUGGGAAAGUGUGACAGUUGUAAGCGGCAAGGCAAGCUGAAUGAGUCUCUGAAAUGGCGAGGAGAAGUGAAACAUUUUUGCAACUUGCUCUGUGCCCUUGUCUUCUGCAACCAGCAGUGUGCAUCAGAACCCACUACACUUAUUAACUCAGCCAAUGUUCCCAUGGUGCAGGCAAUCCCGGCAUCAACAUGCUCCUCUGGGGCAAAGGAUUCCACUCCAGUCAUUGCCAAUGUAGUAUCACUAGCAAGUGCUCCUGCUACCCAACCCACCGCUAACUCUACCAACGUUUUGCAGGGAGCUGUACCAACCUUGACUCCAAAAAUCAUUGGGGAUGCAAGUACACAGACAGAUGCCCUGAAGCUCCCUUCCUCUCAGCCUCCUCGGCUUCUCAAGAACAAGGCCCUGCUUUGCAAGCCCAUAACACAAACAAAGGCCACCUCGUGCAAACCUCACACACAGCACAAGGAGUGUCAGACAGAAUGUGAUGGGCAGCCACGGGUCAUUGUGCUUCCAGUACCCGUGCCAGUCUUUAUUCCUGUGCCCAUGCACCUCUACACCCAGUUUGCCCCUGUUCCAUUAAGCUUUCCACUACCUGUGCCCGUCCCCAUGUUUAUCCCCACAACGCUGGAUAAUGCUGACAAAAUUGUAGAUGUCAUUGCGGAUUUAAAGGAAAAAGUCCCCGCUGACCCUUUUGAGGCAGACAUCCUUCAGAUGGCAGAAAUGAUUGCAGAGGAUGAAGAGAAGGAGAAAACGUUAUCACAUGGAGAUCAAGGAAGUACGUACAGUGGAGACUUGGAAUCUGAGGCAGUGUCUACACCACAUAGCUGGGAGGAUGAAUUAAACCACUACACUCUGAGGUCCAACAAUGUUCCAGAGCCUGACACAGAGCUACGGCAGCUUUCCAGAGUGGGAACAGAGCAAGACCUUGAAGCAGAUUUCCCAACAGAAGCAUUUGACCCAUUAAGUAAGGGCUCUACUCUAUUUGGACGCUCACGGGGCAGGCGAAAACACAGGGAUGGUUUUCCACAGCCUAAAAGACGGGGCCGGAAGAAGUCUGUUGUGUCUGUGGAGCCACGGAACCUCAUGCAAGGAACCUACCCAGGGUGCUCAGCUUUGGGCUCUACACUGAAAUACAUAUAUGGGGUUAAUGCUUGGAAGAAUUGGGUGCGAUGGAAAAAUGCACAAGAAGAUCCAGAAGACAUAAAGUUUGGGGUCCGGCCUGUAAAGCUAAAAGAAGACAUCUUAUCUUGCUCCUUUGCUGAACUCAGCUAUGGACUGUGUCAGUUCAUUCAAGAGGUACGCCGGCCGAAUGGCGAGAAGUACAGCGCUGACAGCAUAUUGUAUCUGUGCCUUGGCGUCCAACAGUACCUGUUUGAGAAUGGAAGGAUAGACAGCAUCUUUACAGAACCCUAUUCAAGAUUUAUGGUGGAACUUACAAAGCUGCUGAAGAACUGGCACCCACCAGUAUUGGCUAAUGGUUACAUGUUUUCAAGGAUAGAAGAGGAACACUUAUGGGAAUGCAAACAACUGGGGGCCUACUCACCUACUGUCCUUCUAAAUACCCUCCUCUUUUUCACCACCAAAUACUUCCAGUUGAAGACUGUGAGUGAGCACCAGCAACUUUCUUUUGCCUAUGUUAUGAGGCGUACAAAGACGAUGAAGUACAAUACGAAGACCACCUUUCUUCGCUUCAUCCCACCAUACCAUAAGCCAGAGCUGGAGCCUGAUAAACUGUCAUUGGGGAAGCGGAAGCGAGGGGAGGACGAAGAUGGACAGUUUGUAAUGGAGAUGGCAGAGAAUACAGACAACCCACUCAGGUGCCCAGUAAGGCUUUAUGAAUUCUACCUUUCUAAAUGCAGUUCUGAAAGUGUGAAGCAGCGGAGUGACGUUUUCUACUUGCAACCAGAGCGUUCCUGUGUCCCUAACAGUCCGAUGUGGUUUUCCAAUAUGCCUAUUGACCCUGGCACGUUGGACAGCAUGUUGACCCGCAUCUUAAUGGUCCGAGAGGUUCACGAGGAGCUGACCAAAGCAAAAGAGGACUCAGAUGUGGAAUUGUCUGAUUAAGUGCACGUCAGAUUCUCCCAAUAUUUCUCUUUGAACCUCCAGACAACUCCUCUUCACAAAGCGGGGCAAGCACUAAACUGUGAAUGCAACGACUUUUUCCCCAUUUAAGCCCAUCCACUACUUUUCCUGAUUCCUCCUGUAUCCCUUUGUGUAUAGAAAUUCUCCCCCGCUGGAUCUGAGUGGGAGAAGGGACAUUGAAGUCCUGUGAAUCUUAGCUGUCAGAAAUUAGGCACAGCUACAAACAAAGUGACUCUAUAAAUCCCCAGAGGAUGGUACACCUGAGUCCAGGUGCUAGACCCAUAUUAUGAACUGUAAUAGCUUUUUAACUGGACCUUAAGGGAGGUGGUUUUUAACCCUUUUGUUGCCAAAUGUUUUGUGAUGCAGAGAAGGGGGUGAGGGGCAGCAGAAUGGGUUAAGAAAGAUAGAUUACCUUCUAUAUUAGUGUUCAUUGACACUGUACAUGGGGGGCCCAUUAAAGGCACCACCAUAAUUUGUUAUCCUGCACAGAGUUUAUAAGUCUAUAUAAACUGUUAAAAACCAAUAUGGACCCUUUUGUGGGUGUUUCAGUAGCAAACCACAUGCUCUUGUCUCUGCCAUAACAUUACCCAGUUCUUGUGAUGGCAGCAAGCCAUGCAAUAGCAUUCCCCACAAACUUACACAGCUUUCCCUGCACUUCUAAACUGGAUCUACAGAACACAAUAGAGUUGUAUCCACAGAAACAUGGGAGGGUCACAUUCUGGAACUACUAAAAGUAUACAUGACUUCAUUGCCCAGAAUCAUGACUUGUAUAUUGUUGAAACAGCACAGUCCUCAUUGCUGCUAUAAAAAUACAGGGUUAGGAAGGCCUCCUGGCAAAGUAUACUUUCCCUAUUCAUUUAAGAUGAAAUCACGAAAUUUGGCAUUCUGUUACAUUUAUAACAUGACAGAUUUUUAUGUUGUUUACACCACUGAUUCUCAGUGACAGGAAGAAUAAGUAAUUCAGUGAUUGCCUAUGUUUUCCCCCUAGAUUUAAAUUAUUUGACCCAGCAGAUAAAUAAGCUUCUAAAAAAACAAAAGAGAAUUGGGAGUGUCAUUAAGAUGUUACAUGUGCAUAAACAUGAACCAGUAAAAAUGUUGUCCACUAAUGACAGUGCUGUGUAUAAAAUAUUCUGGUCUAUGAAAGCCCUCCCUAUUCUGAUAUAAGGUUUGUUUGGGCAGAGAGUUGUGGGGUUUUUUUGUUUGUUUUUUUAAGCUAGCAUGAAGAGCUCCUGAAAUAUAAGAAAAGUCAGAUUAGUAUAAUUAACCUUUAAACUAAGGAUGAGAUCUUCAUCCACUGAAAAUAUUAUAAAACUUUAGAAAGGGCACCAGUUUUACUUUACCAAAACAUACCACUGGCAUUAGUGCCAACGAUCCAGUCACUUUGUGACUUAACAUAUAAUUCCAUUAGAAAUUAAAAGAACACUAUAGCGUUGGUAAUACAAAUGUGUAUUCCUAAGUCUAUCAUUUUAAUCUAGCUAUGGUAGUGUCCCCCCGCCUUGUCAGUACUCAAAGGUGAACUUUAUGCUAGUUACUGUCUUGCUGGUACACCUCUUUGACUGAGAUCAUUAAUGAUCUCAGUCAAACCAAUGCUGUCCCCUAGGAAAGCAUUGGGAGGCUAGUGCGCUUGCACGGCAAAACACAGCGCUGCGCUAUUCAGAUGGUUUCUAUGAGACCAUCGGAUUGAAAUUUGAAAUAGUCGAGUUGCAUUUGGCUAUUUCUGCAGAAACACCUCUAGUGGCUGUCAGUAUGACUGCCACUGGAGGCAUAUAAACCCUGUAAUGUAAGCAUUGCUGUUUCUGUAGAAUGGCAAUGUUUUCACUUGCAGUGUUCAAAUGUUUGAUAAACAUUGGACUACUAACGGUCUGUAAAAAUAUAUAAUUGAGCAAGGCAAAUCCUGAUUCUCCCAGUUUUCUGUUAAAAUAGAAAGAUCACAUAUUUCUGAAGAAAUGCAUUUUUUUUUAAGAAUGUAAACAAAAAUGAAAAAAUUAAACCAUUCUUUAGUGUGGGGGAAAAAAAAAAGAAUGGCCUGUCCAAGAGAUAAUUUUCUCCACCAGGAUAGAGCUUGGUGGUGAAGUUUCAAAUGGUUAUUCAGUGAAUCCUCAUUUCUUUGUAAUUCAUUAUUCUCUUUUUGACCAAAUGAGAAGGCUUCAGUUUGCAGUGCAAUAUGUUGCUUAGUUAUUUGGUUGUGAAAGGGGUUUCAAAAUACGUCGUCCCCCUCCUUUUAUGUCUUUCAUUGUUUCUUUUUUUUUUUCUUCUUUUUUUUUGUUUUGUUAUUUUAGCAGGUAACAGUUAAAUAUAAGACAAAGUAGUCCAUACCGGUUUUUGUGUACCUGUUAGUUCUUAUCUUGCUUGUACAAUAAAUCACCAGUUGUGUUUUUAAUGCACCAAGCUGUGUGUGGGUGAAGUAAAAAAUUAAAAUACUG